Fraxinus pennsylvanica is the source of this 936-nucleotide messenger RNA. The record is from the annotation of a GenBank genome assembly. NCBI's taxonomy places the organism in Eukaryota, Viridiplantae, Streptophyta, Magnoliopsida, Lamiales, Oleaceae.
AUGUUGCCAGGGGAGCAUUGUUCAUCAACUUCUGGCCUAGAGCCUGAAAAAAGUACUGGUGAUAAUCCCAAUGAAGAUAAUGUAGAUGAAGAUGACCCAGAAAGACAGGAUCAAGAUUCUGAAAUAUCCAAAGAAGAAACUGUGAAUGAUCAACAAGUAGAAGCAGAUCAAGAACGUGGUGAUGAUCAUCAGACAGAAAAAGAAGAAAUGGAGGAGCCAACUGUCGGUACUCCUACUCGACUGCAAAUUGAGUGUGGUCUCAUAUCCUCCACAGAUGAUGAAACAAAUAAGGAAGAUGAAACAGCAGAAGAGUAUUCCCCACAUUCUAGCCGCAAAAGGGAAAGAGAAUCCUCAGAAGAGGAAAACGAAGAUCAUGAACAAGAACAGGAACAAGAAGAUCAAGAACAGCAAGGAGAUGAAGUAGAAGAACAACAAGAGCAGCGUGAUGGUGAAGGUGAUAAUGCAGAUCAAAACUCACCUGAAUAUAUUCCUGAACAAGGAGAAAUAGGACAUGGUGAAGAAGAACAAGAAGAGGAGAAGGAAGUUGAGGAUGAAAGAGGAAAAGCGAUAGCAGAAGAAGAGAAAAAAGAUGAUGGUGUGUUAGUAGACCCAGAAACUCUUCAAACCAUCGUUAAUAAAUCCGGUGGUUCUGAUCAUUACGAUGAUAGUGAUUCACGGGACAUUGAAAUCUUGAAGGCUAUGCUUGUCUACCAAGUACACGAAGGGCGUGUUCCUUUUAACGAUGAAUUGCACGAGUUACUCAAGAACUCAAGUGAAGUUGAAAUUACUGUGGAGGAAUUGGAGAUGAAGUACUUGGUGUUACAGGCCAAGUUCGAAGUGAUUGUCGAAGAGAAGGGCGAGGGACAUGUAUUUGAUAGACCCUAUUGUCAAGAGAUGUUUUUUCUCUCAAAAUGUUUAUGGGGUAGUGGACUUUGA